ACAUCGGUAAAGACAGCCGACAACAAGCCAUCGGAUGUGACCCUUUGAUGAAAUGGACACUGUGCUGGCAGUUAGAUACCUCGGAUAAACAGUCACUACUAAACAAAGCCUUUAUAAUAUCCCUCUGCGGUUAACUAAACUAUAAUCGUGUUUAUAUCGUCUUAACAUGCCGAGUAAUAAGCUCGAGAAACCUGACAAACAGGAGGUCAGUGACAAUGUAAAGGUGGUGGUGAGAUGUCGCCCCCUCAAUCAGAAAGAGAAGAUGAUGGGCCACAAACAGGCCGUCAGUGUGGACGAGAUCCGUGGGACCAUCACAGUUAACAAACUGGAGACUCCCCAAGAGCCUCCCAAGACCUUCACCUUUGACACAGUGUUUGGGCCAGACAGCAAACAGCUGGACGUGUACAACCUCACAGCCCGCCCCAUCGUCGAUUCAGUAUUAGAGGGAUACAAUGGCACAAUUUUUGCAUAUGGGCAAACUGGCACAGGAAAAACAUUCACUAUGGAAGGUGUGAGAGCAGUGCCAGAACUGAGGGGGAUAAUCCCAAAUUCUUUUGCUCAUAUUUUUGGUCACAUUGCUAAGGCAGAGGGUGACACCAGGUUUUUGGUUCGUGUUUCGUACCUUGAGAUUUACAAUGAAGAAGUGCGGGACUUGUUGGGCAAGGACCAGAUGCAAAGGCUUGAGGUGAAAGAAAGACCAGAUGUUGGCGUAUAUAUUAAAGAUCUCUCUGGAUAUGUUGUGAAUAAUGCUGAUGACAUGGACAGGAUAAUGACCCUCGGCCACAAAAACCGGUCUGUUGGUGCCACCAAUAUGAAUGAACACAGCUCCCGCUCUCAUGCAAUCUUCACCAUUACUAUUGAGUGCAGUGAGAAAGGUGUUGAUGGAAAUCAGCAUGUGCGAAUGGGAAAGCUUCAUCUGGUUGAUCUUGCUGGUUCAGAGAGACAGGGUAAGACUGGAGCCACAGGCCAGAGGUUAAAGGAAGCCACCAAAAUAAAUCUCUCUCUAUCCACACUGGGCAAUGUCAUCUCUGCUCUGGUGGAUGGCAAGAGCACACAUGUGCCCUACAGGAACUCCAAACUAACUCGCCUGCUGCAGGAUUCACUUGGAGGCAACUCCAAGACCAUGAUGUGUGCAAAUAUAGGCCCUGCAGACUACAACUAUGAUGAGACCAUCAGCACCCUUCGCUAUGCCAAUAGGGCUAAAAAUAUCAAGAACAAAGCCCGGAUCAAUGAGGACCCAAAGGAUGCUCUGCUUCGCCAGUUUCAGAAAGAGAUAGAGGAGCUGAAGAAGAAGCUAGAGGAGGGUGAGGAGAUCUCUGGCUCAGAGGGCAGUGGAUCAGAAGAGAUGGAUGAGGGUGAUGAUGAAGGAGGGGAAGCAGGAGAAAGCCGUAGGAGAAGAAGAGAUAGUAGCAGCAGCAGCAGCAGCAAUAGUUCAGAGUUUACCCGCUCCUCUUUAGUACCAUUGCUCACUGAGGAUAAACCUCAGACUAAAGAAAGAGGGAAGAAGAAGGUUUCCCCAGACAAGAUGGUGGAGAUGCAGGCAAAGAUUGAAGAAGAAAGAAAGGCCCUGGAGGCUAAGCUUGACAUGGAGGAGGAGGAGAGGAACAAGGCGAGAGCAGAGCUGGAGAAGAGAGAAAAGGACCUGCUCAAAGCCCAGCAGGAGCAUCACAUUCUGCUGGAGAAACUGUCAGCCUUAGAGAAGAAGGUGAUCGUGGGUGGGGUAGACCUUUUGGCCAAAGCAGAGGAGCAGGAGAAGCUCCUGCAGGAGUCCAACAGUGAGCUGGAGGAACGUCGCAGAAGGGCAGAACAGCUGCGGAAGGAGCUAGAGGAGAAAGAGCAAGAACGUUUGGACAUUGAGGAGAAGUACACAAGCCUGCAGGAGGAAGCUCAAGGGAAAACAAAGAAGCUCAAGAAAGUGUGGACCAUGCUGAUGGCUGCCAAAUCUGAGAUGGCAGAUUUACAGCAAGAGCAUCACAGAGAGAUAGAGGGACUCCUGGAGAACAUUCGCCAGCUGAGCCGAGAAUUGCGGCUCCAGAUGCUCAUCAUAGACAACUUUAUUCCUCAGGAAUACCAGGAGAUGAUAGAAAAUUAUGUGCACUGGAAUGAAGACAUUGGAGAAUGGCAGCUGAAAUGUGUGGCGUACACUGGCAACAACAUGAGAAAACAGACUCCUGCACCAGACAAAAAAGAAAAAGAUCCAUUUGAGGUGGAUCUGUCCCAUGUGUAUCUGGCCUACACAGAGGAGAGCAUGCGGCAGUCAUUGAUGAAACUUGAGAGGCCCAGGACCUCAAAGAGUAGCAAGAGUGGACGUCCCAAAACUGGACGAAGGAAAAGAUCAGCAAAACCUGAUGCUGUAAUCGAAUCCCUUCUGCAGUGAAGACAUUUCAACCUUCAUGUUAGUCAAGUCGUCCAGUCUGGAGAAUUUACUGUCGAACAUUAUUUAAAAGAUUAUCUGAAUACACUGUAUAGUUGACAAUGUUUUAAAUGUGAAGGUAAGAUUUGCUUGGGGACGACCCAUGGGUUCGUGUAAGCCCUCUUGGACAAGAGGAUCUUUUAUCUGUAUGAUACUGUAAGACUUAGUGAGGAUGUCUCAAUGCACCACUAACAUUCAGGACAUAAUCUGCCAUGAACCAAAUUCACCUGCAACAUCCAGAAAAAGUUUAGUUAGAAUAUUAAAAAAAACAGAAGUGGAAAUGAAUUUGAGACGAGAUUAAAUCUGUAUAAAUUUGUUUAUUUCACAAGCCAGUGGUUCAUGACGGACACCACAAUAAUCAAGUCUUAGCGUCUAAUACAUGUGACUGAAAAGUGCGCUUUAUUCUUUUUCCAUAUAGGUCAGAUGCAUAGGGUCAUGCAUGCCAGACAGCCCCUAUUUUAGUGCCAUUUGCUAAUCUAAACAAAUCAUCUUUUUAUUUUUUAAAUGUCAGAGCACUCUGUGAUGUACUGAAAUACACAAUACAUACUUUAUGCCUUAGUAUAAUGCACUAGUAUGAGAUUUUUGUGGAGCUAAUUUAACUUAUGUUCAGUAGUUGACAUAAACUGACUUUUCUUUUGUAUCAAAAUGUAUGUCAAAUGUUUACAUACACCAAACAGUGGAUAUUUUAUUUAUUAAAUUAUUUUAAUGUUUUAUCCCACACUGUUGUUUCAUUAUUAAAUUUGUGUUAUUGCAAUCAA
Sphaeramia orbicularis (orbiculate cardinalfish) is the source of this 3171-nucleotide messenger RNA. It is a transcript of the gene kif3a, whose product is annotated as kinesin family member 3A. Gene Ontology annotation, biological process: mitotic cell cycle; microtubule-based movement. Gene Ontology annotation, cellular component: microtubule. The transcript has 19 exons. Lineage: Eukaryota; Metazoa; Chordata; Actinopteri; Kurtiformes; Apogonidae. The record is from RefSeq and is a predicted model, not a curated record. The coding region runs from base 167 to 2377 and encodes 736 amino acids. Gene Ontology annotation, molecular function: microtubule motor activity; ATP binding; microtubule binding.